AUAAAUCCCCCUAGCUUAGGGACCUACAACUUCACUUUUGUUUCCAAAAUCUCACUAUUUUCUUUUCCUUUACACUACUACAUCUAUCUCUUUCUGCUUUCUUUAAUUAAAAAGUUGUAAUUUUCUAAAUCAAUAUAUAUUCCUAAGGACCAACCAAAAGCAAAAAAAGAACUAUGGGAAGAACACCAUGUUGUGAUAAAAAUGGACUAAAGAAAGGUCCAUGGACUCCAGAUGAAGAUCAAAAACUCAUUCAAUACAUUCAAGUUCAUGGCCCUGGAAAUUGGAGAAAUCUUCCCAAAAAUGCUGGACUUCAAAGGUGUGGCAAGAGUUGUCGUCUUAGGUGGACAAAUUAUUUGAGGCCAGAUAUUAGAAGAGGAAGAUUCUCUUUUGAAGAAGAAGAAACUAUUAUCCAACUUCAUAGUGUUCUUGGCAACAAGUGGUCAGCUAUAGCAGAACGUUUACCAGGAAGAACGGACAACGAAAUCAAGAAUUAUUGGAACACACAUAUAAGAAAAAGACUGUUGAGAAUGGGCAUUGAUCCGGUGACUCAUAGCCCUCGUCUUGAUUUCUUAGACUUUUCAUUACUUUUCAACUCGACUCAGCUUAAUCUUUCAAGCUUGUUGGGACUACAAGCACUCGUAAACCCUGAAAUCUUCAAACUUGCAAAUUCCAUAUUACUUUCCCAAACUCAUGAAAAUCAAGAACUAUCAUUACAAAAUCAAAACUCUCAAGGGCCUGAACUCUUGCUACAAAAACUUCAACAAAAUCAAUUAUUGCAUAAUCAGUCCUCUAUUUUCCAACAUAAUGAUCAAUUGCACAACCAAAUUUCAAAAAUACCAAAUUACACCCCACAAAAUGUUUCAUCUUCAUCUUCCCAGUCCAUACAAGGUAACAUGGGGUCUUAUUUGAUGAAUGGCCAAGCAUUCCAUGAAAAUGUGAUAUCUCUUCAAAACUAUAGUUAUUCUGCGUCUGAAGUAUCUGAGAACUCAACGAUUCAAUCCUUAAACAACAAUAACAACAACAACAAUCAGAAUAGUCAGAAUUUCAAUUUUGAUACACCUUUGUCAGGCACGGAAGAAGAGAAAGAAAGUUAUUGCAGUAACUUCAAUAGUUUCAUGAAGUUUGAAAUUCCAGAGAGUUUAGAUUUUGAUGAUUUGUUGUAACAGUGAUAAUAUCCAAAAUGUUAUUAUCUCCUUUUCUUAUUUCUUUUCUUUUCUUUUUUUGUUUCAUUUCCUGUUAAAGCUAAGUUGAAUGAGCCAUUAUCAUGUAAUUUUCUUCUUUUUCCAAAUUAUGAAUACUUGCCAGAUGUUUGUUAUCCUAUAGUAUUUCCCUUU
Messenger RNA from Capsicum annuum, 1334 nucleotides. Its product is annotated as transcription factor MYB41-like. Bases 174 to 1163 code for a protein of 329 amino acids. NCBI's taxonomy places the organism in Eukaryota, Viridiplantae, Streptophyta, Magnoliopsida, Solanales, Solanaceae. The transcript is spliced from 3 exons. The record is from RefSeq and is a predicted model, not a curated record.